UGUGCCAACCCAACCUUCACCUCAUCAGUUCCUGAGGAGCUCUGAACUCUCUCCUCGAUCAGCAUGCAGAUCCGUGUGGCAGUGGGGAUGCUGGCAGCUCUGGUCCUGGUCUUACUGGCUCCCAGUAUGACUGAGGGACUGGUUCUGACCAGGUGUGAGAUGCAGCAAAAACUGCAGAACCAGACUCUACCUGCAAACAUCUCAUCCAACCUGUCCGGGAACACGUCCACCAACGCGUCCAGCGAUGCUGCACACAUUGUGUGCUACGCAGAGUUGGUUUCCGGCCUCAACACCAGCAAAGUCUCCCAACCAAUGAAAUCGCCAGACAACAGCGGCGAAGAUGGCGACUCUUCAGAAUCCAGCGAAGAAGUCAAACCCCACAAGGGUCGCAGACAAAGAUCCCUAGGGUCAAAAUCAGAAAAAAAGUCUGACAAGGGUGAUAAAGGUGAUAAAGGUGGCAAAGGUGGCAAGCCUCCAAAACCCGACACCCAGAGUGUAACUAAACAACCCUUUCCCCACAGUGAGCCUCAUACAGAAUCCCAUCCACACAACACCACCGGAGGCAACCACACUGGAUCCCAUGACCUGCAUCCCAAAGAUGACCACUCAUCAGAAUCCAGCGAAGAAGUCAAACCCAACAAAGGUCGCAAACAAAGAUCCCUCAGGUCCAAAUCAGAAAAAAAGUCUGACAAAGGUGACAAAGGUGGCAAGCCUCCAAAACCCGACAGCCAGAGUGUUACCAAACAACCCUUUUCCCACAGUGAUCCUCCUAAAGGCACUGGAGCUCCAAACCAGAACUCAUCAAUGACCCCAAACCCUGUCAGACCAACCGGCCACCAUGACGAUGAUAAUAGUGCAGAAUUCAAGUCCAAGGGUCGCCAUCGAAGGUCCCCCAAAUGGCCAAGACCUGGACCCAAACCCCAGCCAAAGCCCGAUCCAAAGCCCCAGCCAAAACCCCAACCAAAACCUGAACCAAAACCCCAACCAAAGCCCGAUCCAAAGCCCCAGCCAAAACCCCAACCAAAACCUGAACCAAAACCCCAACCAAAGCCUGAAAAAAGUGGUGAGCAACUCUACGGUGUGUUCCAGCUGUCAGAUCGGGUUGCCUGUGCCUCCGGAACUAAGCCCACCCUCAAUCUCUGCGGACUGACCUGCGACAAACUGGUUGAUGAUGACAUCACCGAUGACAUCGCCUGUCUCAAGACCCUCCUCAGCAAGUUCACGCCAGUGGACAGCCUUAAAGGAGAGGCCAGAGAGCAUGUCAAGAAAUUGUACGACCAAAUCUACCAGAAGCAAUGUGCCGGCGCGACCGACGCCCAGUUUUUCUCUGGCUGUUAGACCCGAGCACAGCACGGCAGACUCAUCCAGAACUUCUCUACUCUGUAACCUGAUAAAUUCUUUCGUAAAAUGAUCGUGGCAAUCACUUUCCUAUUUUUCUGACUGUAAGCUACGUCUGUGCUUUUUUUUUUUUAGAACGUGAAAAAAAGCAUGACUGUUGGAUAUCAGGGUAUAUCAGGGUAUAUAUAUAUUUCACAAUGUCUUUCUUGUUGGUUGAAUAUAAAAGUUCAGCUGAUCAGUAGGACGAUUCUAGUACUGUAUCGCUGUAUCACUGACGGUACAGCAUAACGUUAAGGUUUAGGGUUUAAUUUAAAGAUUAUUUAACUGAUAAUUAUUUAACUUCCUUCUGUCCUCAAUACAUUCUCUGCAUUCAAA
Astyanax mexicanus (Mexican tetra) is the source of this 1713-nucleotide messenger RNA. Its product is annotated as serine/arginine repetitive matrix protein 2. The record is from RefSeq and is a predicted model, not a curated record. NCBI's taxonomy places the organism in Eukaryota, Metazoa, Chordata, Actinopteri, Characiformes, Acestrorhamphidae. The transcript has 5 exons. Bases 64 to 1338 code for a protein of 424 amino acids.